AUGAAAGACGUUCUUCUGGUUGGCUUUGGCGCCGUUGGUGCAAUCUACUCCCUUAUCUUGAAAAGAAGUGGGUUGGUUCGAGUAACUGCCGUUGCACGCAGUAAUUAUGAUCUGGUGAACAAAGAGGGCGUCAAUUUCAAGAGUGGAAAAUACGGAGAGAUCAAUGGGUGGAAGCCUGAUCGACUGUGCAGAUCUGUAGCUGAUGCUGCCGAUAGGCCAUAUUCAUAUGUCGUGGUUACGACCAAAGCUAUCCCAGAACUGAUGCGGACACCCAAGCUGCUGGCACCACUCCUUGCUGCCCGCUACACUGAUCAGUUCUCACAACCUACUUACGUCUUACUUCAGAAUGGCUUGAAUGUCGAAGUUGAUUUAUAUAACGCUCUGAAGGAGCUCGGAAAUGGUGAUCCCAGUAUCAUCAGCACUGCUCUCGGGAUUGGGACAAACCUUUUGGCACCAAACGUUGUUCAGCAUAAUGAUUUUGAUCGCGUUACUCUCGGAAAAUAUAGAUACAACGAUAGAACUACCACUGAAAAUACCUCUGAAGAGGCGGCUCUUCUGAAAGAUCUGGGAGGGAUUCUUGAGGCGGGGGGAAGCACAGUAACGAUCGUCCCCGAAAUCCAAAGGGCAAAAUUUGCCAAAAACUUUUGGAAUGUAGCCUUUUCAUCUUUUGCUACCUUGACGAAUUAUAGACUUCCUGCUAUCUUCCGACCUGCCCCAGAAAGUCCGUCGGUGCCAUAUAGCCCUUAUGUGUCUCCCACUACGGCCAAUCUGAUCGCAGAGUACACGAUUCCUUCUAUUAGAGCAACAUUAACGGAACUCCUCAAUUUGGGUCGGGCUCUCGGCUUCCCAGAUGGCGAUGAUGGCCUUCCGUCAUCGCUAGUUGACAGUGUUUUGAAUAACACGGCACGGCUACACACUUCGCCUGAAAGCUUUCACACACCAAGCAUGAUGCUUGACGCAGAGAAAGGCCAAGCGAUCGAGGUAGAGGUCAUCCUUGGAGAGGUCGUGCGUAUGGCAAAACAGGUUAAUGUGGACAUUCCUCGCGUUGAAACCUUGUAUGGUCUGUUGUUGGUGGUCCAAAAUCAAAUCCUCCGCAAGAUAGAGAGUCGGAAAUAA
Molecule: messenger RNA, 1116 nt
Organism: Laccaria bicolor S238N-H82
Lineage: Eukaryota; Fungi; Basidiomycota; Agaricomycetes; Agaricales; Hydnangiaceae
Exons: 8
Coding region: 1-1116 (371 amino acids)
Cellular component (GO): cytoplasm
Molecular function (GO): oxidoreductase activity
Source: RefSeq, a predicted model, not a curated record